Molecule: messenger RNA, 646 nt
Organism: Egretta garzetta (little egret)
Lineage: Eukaryota; Metazoa; Chordata; Aves; Pelecaniformes; Ardeidae
Product: ADP-ribose pyrophosphatase, mitochondrial-like
Exons: 5
Cellular component (GO): mitochondrion
Molecular function (GO): ADP-ribose diphosphatase activity
Source: RefSeq, a predicted model, not a curated record
GGCCUGCACUCGGGCCCAGCUCUGUGGAGCUGACGCGGGCGUUGCUCCUGCCGAGGUGGGGCUGAUGUCAAUGCUACUCCUCGCCGAUGCUCUGCGUGCGGCAGCGGUGCCCAGUUUCGCUCGGGCAGUCGCCGUGUUUUCUUUCGCUGUUGCGCUGUCCACCCAACCUGUCCGGUGUGUUCUCCAGCGCCGCCCGCCCCUCAGUAAUUUGUCUGCAAACUGUUGGUCCCACACUGCUAGCAUGUUUAACAGUCAUCAUGUUAAGUUCUACCAUAGCAAAGCUCUCACCUCCCCGUAUCCAGGAUCACAUGUUGAGCGUAGCCAAGUUCCUGAAGAUAAAGUGGGCUGGCUGAUUGAGUGGAAAGAUUAUAAGCCUGUGGAGUACACUGCAAAGUCUGUUUUGGCUGGACCCAGCUGGGCAGAUCCCCAAAUCAGUAAUAAAGGUUUUUCUCCCAAAUUCAAUGAGAGAGAUGGAGAAGUGGAGAGGAAGAGUCUAAAUGGCUUGUAUGUGGUUGAAAAUGGGAGGCCCCGAAAUCCGGUGGGAAGGACUGGCCUCACAGGCAGAGGAUUGUUAGGGCGCUGGGGACCAAACCAUGCUGCUGAUCCUGUUGUAACUAGGUGGAAGAGGGACAGAAGUGGCAAUAAA